CAAGGGACCCUCGGCCCUCCUGGAGCGCCCUGGGGAUGCGGGCGGCGCCGGCCUCCGCGGCUGAUGGAGGCGGGUGGCGCCACCCCGGGCGCAGGUGACACUCGCCAGGCCUGGGUUUCGGUCGAAGGGGAAGUACGCUGGGAGCUCGAGACGCAGUCGCCCCAGGGACUAAGGACCCGGCAGCGAUGGCCGGAGAGCUGAGCCAGGAGGCACUGCUGGACUUUCUGUGCCAGGCCGGGGGCCGAGUGCGUAACGCAGAACUGCUGAGCCACUUCAAGAGCUUCCUGCGCGACCCUCACGUGCCUCCAGGCCAGCUGCAGGAGCGUCGCGAGCGCUUCAAGGGCUUCGUGAACUCGGUGGCCGCAGUGCGCCAGGACCCCGACGGCACCAAGUACGUGGUGCUCAAGAGGAGGUACAGGGACCUACUGGGGGAGGAGGGCCUGCAGCGACUCGGCCCUGUAAACGGACAGCCGCGGGGCCACCGCCACCGUGACCCGGAGCCGCAGAAGCCGCCGGCAGGUGCGGUGACCCGGGUGGACGUAGGUGGCAGCGCGCAGAAGGUGGCAGGACCAGACCCCAGCCCGGAGGACAGCCCGAACCAGAGGACACCGGGGCCAGAGGCUGCUCAAGCCAGAGGCAGGUGUGCGGCUGUGGGGACGCGGGGACGCUGCUGCUGGGAGUGCCAGCAGAACGGCUGGGGACAGCCCACGGGACAGCCGCUGCCAGAAGAUCUCGGAGACCGUGCAGUCGCCUGCGAGAAGCCGGAGCGCGCUGCACCUGCCGGGGAUGACCUCGGAGCUCCAGGGUGGCUGCGGGAGGGAGAGGCCGCCGAGUGCGCGCCUGGGUCUGUAACGCCUGUCUGGCCUCCGGCCGCCGUCGAGGCUGCUGGCAGCCCGACGUCCCCGCCUGCUCUCCCGCCCCACCCGGCUCCCUCCAGAGAGCCACUGGAGCUGUUUACCGCCGGCUCCCCGAACCAUUCAACCCAGCAGCAGCAGCAGCAGCAGCGCACUCGAGAGUGGGUAGCCAGAUACCUGCAGGUGCCUGAGCCCGGGAUCCAGGCGCCCACUCGCGCCUGGUCCGUGUUGCCAGACAAUUUCCUCCAGUUGCCUUCAGAAACCACCUUUGGGGUCUCGGAGAACAACUCGGUGCUGCCAGAGCCCGCCCUGCCUUUUCAUUCUCUCCUUCCCGUGGUUCCUGAGGAGUCCUCAGAAUCCUGGCUAGAGAACACUCCACCUACUGUCUUUCGAAGCAUUCGUUGUCAGCUGUCCCUCCAUGAUCUGGAUGACUUUGUGGAGCAAGAGAGCCAUGGAAGUGAGGAGAGCAGCAGUGGACCCAAAGAAUCUCCCGGAACCCCCGAAGAGGGGCUGCCGCCUGUUCUGAGAACGUCCUCCUGGGGCGAGCUCGGGGAUCCAGUUGAGGAUCUGGUUUUGUCACCAAACAACAGCCCUUGCCUGAUCCGGCGGGACCUCGGAUAUAGAGGGAAUGCGCCCAGUUUUCGGAAGGUCCCAACAGUGGCUAAAAGCCUUGGAGACCACCCCCAGGAACCCUUCCCUGCCCCCAAGUUCCGAAGGUCUGUCAGGAGGAGCUCUCGAACAGGGAGAACCAAAUCUCCGUCUUCCUCAGAUGAGGAGCAUCCUGAUGAGGACUUGUGGAAAAGGAGUCGGCGCCCACCUCGGUCCAGGAAGCCUUCCAAGGCAGGAGCCCUGCCCAGCCCAAGGGUGGAUGUUGUUUUGAUACAGAAAUUGGUAGAUGCUAAUGCUGUGGCCAGUCAGCCACACUCUUCAUGGGUCCCAAGCAGGGAUGGAUCUGCAGCCUUGAUACCCCACAGACCUUCUGAGCACAGGUCCUCCCUUGUCCCCCUAGACGCCAGGGAGCAUGAGUGGAUUGUGAGUCUUGCCAGUGGCUCCUGGCUUCACGUGCUGACUUUGUUCUGGGAGGACCCCCAGCUGGCUCUGCACAGAGACUUCCUGACUGGGUACACAGCCUUGCACUGGAUAGCAAAGCAUGGUGACCUGAGUGCCCUUCAGGACUUGGUCUCUGGAGCCCAGAAGGCGGGCAUUGCACUAGAUGUAAAUGUGAGGUCCAGUUGUGGCUAUACCCCACUGCACCUUGCAGCUAUUCACGGGCACCAGGGAGUCAUCAAAUUGCUCGUGCAAAGACUGGCUUCUCGGGUGAACAUUCGGGACUGCAGUGGCAAGAAGCCGUGGCAGUAUCUGAACAGUAAUGUCUCUGGGGAAACGUGGCAGCUCCUGGGUGCACCCCGGGGCAAACCUAUCUUCCCUGUCUAUUCCUUAGUCCAAAGCUCUUCCCCAGCCAGGAAGGUCAAGAGCCGGGAAGUGUCUAGAAAUGUCACCCGGAAGACUUCCUUGGCUGCUUUGCUCAGAACUCAGCACAACAAGUGGAAAUUGGCCAACCAAUAUGAGAAAUUCCACACCUCAAAGGACAGAGAAGAGUAUAGUGACUGAGGUGGGCUUGUCUCUCCAAGAGGUGCGCGUACACACACACACACACACACACACACACACACACACACACUCCCCAAGCUACUAAGUAGGUGGAGAGAACCCAAGGGAAACAGAAACUGUUAGGAGUUGAUAAAGAUUGAGGAGCAGUGAAAUAGUGUCCUCAAGGGCCAUCUCAAUUUCUUGAAAGCUCAUAUGUUUGGACUGUGAAAUGUGGACUGAAGCUGAUCCAGGCACUCAAGCCUGCUCUCUCUCUCUCUCUCUCUCUCUCUCUCUCUCUCUCUCUCUCUCACCAGCCAGGGGUCAGGGCACAGGGAGGCACAGUAUUUUCUGAGGCAGCCAGGCCUUACUAGAAAGGGAAAGGAUGCGUCAAAGGGAGGCAGUUUGUGGAACUGCUCUAGCUCACACUCUUCUCUGGUUGGAAGUUCUUUGGCUUCUAUUCAUCCCUAGAAUAAAUCUUGGCUGAGUGGAAAGCACCAGUUUGAAGUCAGAUGGCUUCCCUUCAUUUUCUUUAUGUGCCUUUUGGCAAUUCCAACCAGUGAAAUAAAAUUGUUGCUGGGGAGUGUAGCAUCUGAUUGAAGAGAUUUCCUCAGUCCUGCACCUUCCUGUGAGCAUCUACAGUGCUUGGUGUAAACUGAUGACUGUCUUCUCGGGGUGUCACUGCCAUUGACCGGAGAAGCAGAUGAGUGACAUUCAGGAAUGAUCAUGACUCCACUCCCUAGACAAAUGACAACAUUCAGACUCUGUUUUGUUUUCUGUUUGUUUUUUUGCUGUUGUUUGUUUUUGUACCAACUCAAAGUGAGCUUUCCAAGAGGAAAAGCAUUUUGGUUCAUCUGUGUUAUGACUGAAACUCUUCAUCCUACAGGGGAAACUCCAUGUGUAGCAAGCAGGGUCAUCUCUGACAGCAUUCCACAUGUCUGAAGGUCAUGUGGAACUUGACCUUGGGAAAAGAGCUGGAUUCCCUUUGGGGAAGAAGUAAGGUUAAAAUCGUCAGAACUUUGUUAAGCUGCUAAGUAUAACUUUAUUUGCACUAAACUUUUUGCCAAUUAAGAUUAAAUAUUAGCCCUGAAGUACUGAAUGUCUAACAGGAAGUGUCCCGUUCCAUUCUCAGGAAGAGGUUGAUCAUUGCAGGUCCCUGGCUGUAGGUGACUCUGCGACCCCAGGAGAAUGUGUAAAUUCUGAAUGUAAAUCCAAAGAGGGCUGGAAAGUUCAAUGUUCAAGCAGAGAUUAAUUUUUUAUGGAAAUAUUUUCAUGUGUGAUGCUGUAUUUUUAAAAAGUAUUCUUGUGUUAUUUUCCUGCAUUAAAAGACCAGCAGAUUGUUAUGUUAUAUAUUGUAUCAAGCUAUUAUUGCUGAUGUUCUUAUAUAAUGAACUCUGAUUGUCAAAUAUUUUUUGUUUCAUUAUAGUCUAACUAUAUAA
Molecule: messenger RNA, 3880 nt
Organism: Mus pahari (shrew mouse)
Lineage: Eukaryota; Metazoa; Chordata; Mammalia; Rodentia; Muridae
Gene: Sowahb
Product: sosondowah ankyrin repeat domain family member B
Exons: 1
Coding region: 186-2465 (759 amino acids)
Molecular function (GO): protein binding
Source: RefSeq, a predicted model, not a curated record